AUGACUCAAGCAACAAACGGACAUUCAAAAAGACCCGCUGCCGCCAGCGGUCAGAGGUCAUCCUGGAGUAUGGAACGCUUCAAACUUCAGCACGACUAUCGAAGCCGACUGCAUCCAAUCAUCGCCCGAUUUACUGGCUAUCGUCAGCCGGGAGAAGAGCCGCCUUAUGAGCCCCUCCCAUUCCCACCGUUCAUAUGGCUUGAUCGGAUCCCGCUUCAUUAUGAAGUUUGGUUGCUUGCGUGGGUAGGAGCAUUUGGCGGGAUUCUUUUGAUUGAAGCCAUCAUGUCCUCUAGUACGGCAUUCCGUGAUGUAUAUCAUACCCCAACAAUAAUCACGUCCUUCGGUGCAUCUGCAGUGCUUUUGUUUGGGGUAAUUGAAUCUCCAGUCGCACAGCCGCGGAACUUUGUCCUCGGCCAUUUCAUCUCCGCUUUGAUUGGAACGUGUAUCACGAGACUAUUUGUUCUCAAUCGCCAAUACCAAGGAUAUCUGGAGAACCGAGAAUUCCACCCAUCCACCUUCAUCAAUGGAGGUGUAUCCAUGGCCACUUCGUUGUUAGGCAUGUUAAUCACUGGAACCGCGCAUCCUCCUGCUGGCGCAACUGGCCUCAACGCUGCUGUACAGUCUGAGGUCGUGACUCUUUCGUGGCGUUACCUGCCCACAAUGCUGGCAUCGUCUCUCAUCAUGCUCGGGUGGGCCCUUAUCAUUAACAAUGUUGGUCGUCGAAGAUACCCACUGCACUGGUGGGCCGCUGGUCGGACAUUCGUCUGUGUUCCUCAAGAGGAUCAGUCUGAACCGAGUGCUCUUGAGGCAGGAAGAGCAGAUACUGAAUCCCAUAAAAAAGAGGAAGAGGGCGUAUUGAAACGUGAGAGUGUCGACGAUAACGAAUUGAAGGAAGCAAUGGGUCCUGAACCGGUACCUGGGAGCUCAACUGAUCCUGGGCCGGCGUACUUGCAGGACAUUCUGCAUGCUAGUGAAGAAAACGUCAACAAAGAUGGCUAG
Molecule: messenger RNA, 999 nt
Organism: Talaromyces rugulosus
Lineage: Eukaryota; Fungi; Ascomycota; Eurotiomycetes; Eurotiales; Trichocomaceae
Exons: 2
Coding region: 1-999 (332 amino acids)
Source: RefSeq, a predicted model, not a curated record